Messenger RNA from Sclerotinia borealis F-4128, 1344 nucleotides. Lineage: Eukaryota; Fungi; Ascomycota; Leotiomycetes; Helotiales; Sclerotiniaceae. The record is from the annotation of a GenBank genome assembly.
AUGGUUGUGAACCGUGAUGUCUCGUCUUGGUCUAUGUCCCAUCUCUUGGCCGAAUUAGCACGACGACAACAACAAGAUGAAGCUGGAACGAUCCCCGAGAAACCGGUUUGUGGAUCUGGGGUCAAGGGGAAUUAUAAUACGUCUGCGCAUGUAUAUGCGCUUGUGCUAAUACUCGUCCUGAGUACCAUCGCAUGCGGAUUUCCCCUGAUAUCGCAGCGUUCCUCGAAAUCCGACCAGCCGAAUCGCUUUAUAUUUUUGUCUCAACAUUUCGGCACCGGAGUCCUUAUAGCUACAGCAUUCGUACAUUUAUUACCCACAGCUUUCAUGUCCUUGACGGAUCCAUGUUUACCAUAUUUUUUCAGCCAUGGCUAUCAUCCUCUCGCAGGACUGAUUGCGAUGUUCAGUGCGCUGGUCGUUGUGGGGCUAGAGAUGUUUUUAACGGCUAGAGGGGCAGGCCACUCACAUGCACAUGGAGGAAAUUGGGAUGCUGUGCCUAGCGGAGAGAAUGAAGGGGCGCUAGGGAACGGGAGCGCCAAGAAGAAGGGAAAGCAAACGAAUGGUAGAUUGGGGAAAAUGGGCUUGAAUCGUCGACCACAAGAUAUAGCAUUAAAAGACAUGGGGGAAUCCGAAGGUCUUGUAGCAGGAGUCUCGCCCCUUCCCGUAUCAACACCCCAAACGAGACUCAACGAUAGCUCCGAACGCAAGAAAUAUCAAGACAAUAACAUCUCCGACGACGAUUCGGAUCUGGAUGUCGAACUCGACGAACUGGAUGAUCCUCUCACAAACGUCCCCACCCGUUCUCCAAACGAUCCCGAAACUAGUACCUGCUCCCCAAUCUCAGCAGAAGACUCGCAAAGACGCCAAAUCCUGCAAUGUCUCCUCUUGGAAGCCGGUAUCCUCUUCCACUCCAUCUUCAUCGGUAUGGCCAUAUCCGUCGCCACCGGGCCCCCCUUCAUCGUCUUUCUAGUCGCCAUCGCCUUCCAUCAAUCCUUCGAAGGACUCGCCCUCGGAUCCCGCAUCGCCGCUAUAAAUUUCCCCUCCUCUUCUCCUCGGCCCUGGCUCAUGGUUCUCGCAUAUGGGACUACGACGCCCAUUGGUCAGGCUAUUGGUCUCAUUGUGCAUAAUUUGUAUGAUCCGCAUUCGGCGGCUGGGCUUCUGAUGGUGGGGUUUAUGAAUGCUAUUAGUAGUGGGUUAUUGUUAUUUGCGGGGCUUGUACAAUUAUUGGCCGAGGACUUUCUGAGUGAUAAAAGUUACGGGAUUCUCAAGGGAAGGAGAAGAUGGGAGGCGUUUGUGGCAGUUUUGGGUGGGGGUUGUUUAAUGGCGAUGGUAGGGGCUUGGGCAUAG